Molecule: messenger RNA, 2305 nt
Organism: Tigriopus californicus
Lineage: Eukaryota; Metazoa; Arthropoda; Copepoda; Harpacticoida; Harpacticidae
Exons: 2
Coding region: 320-2305 (661 amino acids)
Source: RefSeq, a predicted model, not a curated record
GGAACCCCUCGCUUGGACUCUGUUUUCUUAACUCAUAAAAUCGAAAAAAAGAACGUCCAGACAAAUUAGGAAGGGCUUGUCUAUCAAAAUAAUGGCUUAUGUGUGAAGUGACGGCAAUUCAGAGGAUAGCUAAAAAAGAUGACGCAAAUAAGACAAACUUGCGUUUGAGCUUUCGCAUGUUUAUCGAUUUGCCUUAGUCGCUGGCGAAGCCAAUUCGAGCAUCUGACUACAUCCAUUCUCCGGUCUUGAGAAGAAUCUAUCAUUUUUGUUUGGACAUUCGGUCGUGAAGCAACCAUUUUCCAAAGAGAAGCUUGCCAGCAUGCAAUCCUCAUCGCCAGCCAUUUCGGGGCCUCGUCAAACAUCUCGUGCCAAAAGUAGACCAAGAUUUAAGCAAUUCCCGUCCAGGUGGUUUUGUCAUGUGGUGGCAUCCCCGACAUCAUUAUCAGUGCCUUCUCUAGUCUCCCUCCUGAUUGUGGCGAUGUGCGUCCUAUCAUUGAAUCCAGGGGGGGUAUUGUGCAAACGCAAAUUAGUUCCGUUACACCUCAUUCGACAAGCACGAUGCUUUGGUCCAGAUUGCGGAAAAUUAGACGGCGGUCAAUCGUCAUCCUCCGCAGAAUCACGAUCAAUGCCUGGUGGCAUGAUGCAACUUCGGGAGAUGCAAUUCUAUACAAAGCGCACUCAAAAACUCACGACCAAACCAAAAGCGUCUCCAUACCGACCAACUCGACUCAGAACUCAAUAUGGCGGAUCACCAAAGGAUCACAAAGUCUUUGGUCGGCUGAAUGCGAGUCAGAAUCAAGAGCGAACAAAUGUUGGCAAGUUCAUCAAUGGUCAGGAAAUUUCAGCCCAAGAGACCGAGCACAGGAAUGGGAACUUGCCGACCCAGCAGUUUGAGGUAAGGCAAGGAUCGAUCCCUAUGGAAGAGUAUCCUGAGAAGGAAGAGAUCUCAGAUGUCGACGUCGAAAUCCCGGAUGAAGAGAUCGUGACCACAACGACAACGCAUUCGACGACCCAUCCCACGAUCCCCACUUUGUCACCUUUCGAGACGAUUAAGCCCACGAAAAUCCUUCCGAAGCAAUCCGGGGAAAGUGUGACCGUUGGCAGACCCACUUCAACCAAAGCCCGGCCUUUUGUUCAGCAAGCACCAAAUCUCCCAAUCACAGAUGAGAGUGCCCCAGUAAAGCACGCCAUGCAAGAGGCUUCUCAAGGAGUUGAUGACUACGACUUGAGCUAUCCUGGCCCGCCUUUUAACGAUGAUUUCGGUCCCAAGCCCACUUCGGACGAAGAUUUUGUGCAAGAGGUUGAGAGAGUGUCCAGCCCUGGCGCAGACUAUUCCGCAGCCUUUACUGGCGUCAACAAACCAAAUGAUGAGGAAGAUCCUGGCUCUAAUGACCCUUUGGCUGACAUAAGGAAUAACAUUCUUCAAAUGAGUGUUUUUGGAUUAAACUCAGGAGCAUCUGGGUCAGGGUUGUUCGAUUUUGAUUCUCUUACAAACAGAGAAGGAUAUAACUCCACAAAUCCUGACGACACUGUAGAUGAACUGGUUGAUCCCCACAUUCCUGUCAAUCAAGAAUCUCAUGUUAUUGCCCCUAUGGAUCAAAGUAGCCCUGAAGAGAAUCUCGAGAUACAACCACAAGAGAUCAAUGACGAAUAUGAUAUUACUAACUCAAUAAACAAUGACACCGUUGACAAGAACGAAGUGGAGAUCAGUGACGAGAGCCAAAAUAGCACAGAGUCUAACAAGAUUAUUGGUCUUGCAAAUGCCAAAGACAAGUAUGAAUUGUCUGGGGUGAUGCAAUGGUAUUACGACAAUAUGCCCAAAGAUCUGCUCUCUCAAGUUGAAGCCAACUUGCCACCAAAACGAACAAAUACAGGAGCCUCCACAUCAACCUCGACUAAUGAUCCACAGGGUAACACGUUGGGCCCCAUCGACAGUUCCCAUACAGGUCAAGAUGAACAGUCCAUAUUUCCAACGCUAUUUGGCGCCAUGUCGACUCUGUCCACGUCAUCUUCAAGCAAUCAACCUCAAAGUCUUGAGGACAGAAUCACCAACCGAGAUCCACCCCUGGAAUCUAAUUCGUGUCCAUCCCAAUGCAUGUGCGUUUGUCCUGGAAAUGUCGAACCGCCUCAAAAGCAAACAUCUCUUUGGAAUCAAGCCCCCGAACCAGUUCUCCAGGCAAGUGACCCAACCGCCAAAAUUAAUCUUGGUAUUUCGAUGUACCCUUGCUCCAGAUCGGCCGCCUACCAAUUGAAUCUAGCCUUGAAGCUGUGCAGGCGGAAAAGGCUACUGCACAUUGAAAACUAG